This is a messenger RNA of Malania oleifera, 1537 nucleotides long. RefSeq names its product probable glucuronosyltransferase GUT1. The transcript is spliced from 8 exons. Gene Ontology annotation, molecular function: glycosyltransferase activity. The coding region runs from base 104 to 1471 and encodes 455 amino acids. NCBI's taxonomy places the organism in Eukaryota, Viridiplantae, Streptophyta, Magnoliopsida, Santalales, Ximeniaceae. The record is from RefSeq and is a predicted model, not a curated record.
AAAACGACGCGGGCGAACUACGUUUUCCCUCCCUCCAUUUUCCCCGCGGGUACCACUCCCACACCAAGCACAACCAGAGCAGUGGUGGGAGUGGAAAAUAGAGAUGAUGACGGGAAGCGUAAACAACAAAAACAGGGGUUUCCACCACCAGCCUUCCUGCACCAGAACCCACCAGAUCGGAGCCCUAGCCUUGGUCGCCGCCACCUUCUUUCUCACCAGGCUCUUCGACCAUGCCUUCUCUCCCUGCUCCUCCUCCCCCUCCGCCGGCCAACACAACCGCUUGCGGUUCGCUGACGGAGGCGGAUCCGUCUCCUGGCCCCACCGAGGAUAUGGAACUCACCUCUCCCUUAAAAUCUACGUCUACGAUGAGCACGAGAUCGAUGGCUUGAAGCCCUUGUUGUACGGCAGAGACGGCACCAUCUCCCCCCACUCCUGCGUCAAAGGCCAGUGGGGUACUCAGGUUAAAAUUCACAAGCUACUUCUAAAAUCAAGAUUUCGGACGACAAAGAAAGAGGAAGCGGAUAUGUUCUUUGUGCCGACGUAUGUGAAGUGUGUUCGGAUGAUGGGAGGUCUGAAUGAUAAAGAGAUUAACCAGUCCUUCGUGAAGGUUUUAAGCCAAAUGCCAUAUUUCAGGCUGUCUGGUGGUCGCAACCAUAUAUUUGUAUUCCCAAGUGGUGCCGGAGCUCACUUGUUUAAGUCAUGGGCCACAUACCUGAAUCGUUCCAUAAUUCUUACUCCCGAGGGGGAUCGUACUGAUAAGCGGGACACAAGUGCAUUUAAUACAUGGAAAGAUAUCAUCAUCCCUGGAAAUGUUGAUGAUGGGAUGACUAGAUCUGGUUCGACACUUGUCCAGCCCUUGCCUAUUUCAAAGAGGAAGUACUUGGCAAACUUCUUAGGUCGAGCACAAGGGAAGGUUGGCCGUCUUCAAUUGGUGGAGCUUGCAAAGCAAUUUCCAGAUAAGUUGGAAUCUCCAGAGUUGAAGUUCAGUGGCCCCGACAAGUUGGGAAGGAUGGAAUACUUUAAGCAUCUGCGCAAUGCCAAGUUCUGCCUAGCACCACGCGGGGAGUCAUCAUGGACUCUUCGCUUCUAUGAAUCAUAUUUUGUGGAGUGUGUGCCGGUGAUAUUGUCGGAUCAAGUGGAAUUGCCUUUCCAAAAUGUCGUUGACUACAGUCAGAUAUCAAUCAAAUGGCCUUGGAGUCGCAUAGGCCCCCAGCUACUGGAGUACUUGGAAUCAAUACCAGAUGAAGACAUAAAUGGGAUGAUAUCCCGGGGCAAACAGGUAAGGUGUAUGUGGGUUUAUGGUUCAGAAUCGGAGCCUUGUUCUGCAAUGCUUGGAAUUAUGUGGGAACUACAGAGAAAAGUGAGGCAAUUCCACCAGUCGACUGAAACAUUCUGGCUGCACAAUGCAUCAAUUGUAAAUAGAAACUUGGUUGAAUUCCAUAACUGGAAGCCUCCGAUGCCAUUGCCUUAAAUGUUCUCGCUUGUGAAAUUAUCCCUUCUUUAUAGUCAAUUCCAAUUUUUUUGAAAUUUGCAUCAA